AUGUUGGACAGCAACAUCGCUCGUGGUGAUGGGAUUGAGAAUAGUGGCGCAUCGACUGGAUUUAUUGAACUUGGGAUUUUCCAACAGGCUCUCCGUGAGAGCAUAGCUUACACCAACUCUACGACUCAAAAGAAGACAUGGGAAGAAUAUCUCCAAAACAGCACAUUGAGUGCCGUGGCUUCCCUCUCCAACGCCACUGCAAAUGCUGGCCUACCCCUGGAUCGUCUAAGCAUUGGCACCUCAAUGAUCCACCUAUAUGAAUCGACGAAAGACGAAGCCUACCUCCCAGCCAUCCGUGCUCUUCAAGACUCCGUCCUGCAACAACCUCGCAACGCCAACGGCGGCCUCUGGUACUACCAGAACCGAAACAACCUCACUGCAUACCACAACCUCUCCUACGCAGACGGAAUGUUCUCCUUCCCACCCUUCGCCAUCCUCUCCGCCAACCACUCCUCCGCGGACGUCAACUCCUUCGGCGCCGAAGCAGCCCUAAUCCAACUCCAAACCCUCUACAACAUCUGCAAAGACUCCUACGGCCUCCUCGUCCACGGCUACGACGCCUCCAAAGACCACGCCUGGGCCAACAAAGAAACCGGCGCAAGUCCCGCCGUCUGGGGCCGCGCCUUAGGCUGGUACACCCUGGGCCUAGUAAACACCCUCUCCCUCCUCUCCCCCUCCCACCCAACCUUCCCCGCCCUCAAAAACCUCUACAACUCCCUCAUCCGCGCCCAACUCACCGCCUCCGACCGCUCCCUCGCCAUCGAAGGCUCCUACGGCGUCUGGCAGAUCGUCGACCACCCCGGCGCGACGUUCGGCGACCACGCGAACUUUGUCGAAGCGAGCGCGAGCUGUCUGACGGCGUACAACCUCCUGCGUGGGGCGCGAGAGGGCUGGAUCGAGGAUGAGAGUGUCAAGGAACGGGCGGUUUUGGCGGGCGUGGGCAUUUUUCAGAAUGUGAUUUACGAGUUUUUGGUGGAGAAUGGGGAUGGGACGGUGGGGUUGAAUGGGACGAGUACUGUGGCGACGUUGAGUGGGGAUGUGGAUUUUGUGUACUACGUCACACGGCCGACGGUGUUGAAUAGCUUGAUCGGCACGAGUGCCUUCAUCCUCGCGAGUCUGGAGGUGGAGAAGAUCUGUUAG
Zasmidium cellare ATCC 36951 is the source of this 1140-nucleotide messenger RNA. RefSeq names its product glycoside hydrolase family 105 protein. The record is from RefSeq and is a predicted model, not a curated record. Gene Ontology annotation, biological process: carbohydrate metabolic process. Lineage: Eukaryota; Fungi; Ascomycota; Dothideomycetes; Mycosphaerellales; Mycosphaerellaceae. The transcript has 2 exons. Bases 1 to 1140 code for a protein of 379 amino acids.